Drosophila hydei is the source of this 6217-nucleotide messenger RNA. RefSeq lists its product as uncharacterized. NCBI's taxonomy places the organism in Eukaryota, Metazoa, Arthropoda, Insecta, Diptera, Drosophilidae. The record is from RefSeq and is a predicted model, not a curated record. Bases 80 to 6124 code for a protein of 2014 amino acids. The transcript has 9 exons.
AAUAAGUUGGCAGUCCCAUGAACUAUGGCGUCUUUAUUUUAAAUUAAGGGAACAGUAAUAUUUUUCUAACAAAAUACAAAUGAAUAAAAAGAAAGCAAGAAGUUCGCUUAAAAAAGUGGCAAAACAACAAGAUGAAGAGCUUGCUCCAGUACGAACUAAGCGUCGCAUCAGUUUCAGCGGCAAAAAGUUCAUACGAGAAUUUGAUACGACGGAGAAAGCGCGAGACUAUGACAACUCAUAUGAAAUAUCAGAUCACACCAAUGGCGAGGAUAUCUCCGGCCAAUCCCAUGGCACAGUUGCAGCGUCUGUAUUGCAAAGUACAGCACAAAUAUAUAUGACCAAUGAGAUGGAUAAGGAAAAUGCAUUACCCGACAGUCUAAUACAAUCCAACGCUUCAGUGUUGGAGUACAAUUCUCAAUUGAGCGAUUUCACAUUCAAAUUGCAGACGAGUAUCAAUGUGACGCUGCUACCAGAUGAACUAAAAAGAUACCGACAGCGCACUGAAUCUCCAACACGUUUGGAACAAGCGGCCAGUGACAGUUUAUCUUUGAAUGAAAUAGAACGUGAGAAGCUGAGAGAAAAUAGUGUAUACAAAAUGCCAGUUUUCGAAAAAACUAUGGAUCUUAUGCCAGAAACGUUAGCAUAUGCUGGGCUGGAGCCAAAACCUCUCGAAAAAGUCAACAUGCAAAAACAUAUAGUGUCCGGAGACAUAAGUGUUGGAACUAAAAAGGAAGCUGAAGUCAACCAAAAGACUAUGGUAUUUGAGAACAAAGAUAUAACGUGUGACUUUAGCGAUAUCGAGCCGGCAGAAAUGUUUGAAGAUGGGGCUAAGUUAACUCAAGAAAAUGUAUCCAUGGAUAUGGCAGAAAAAGACUAUAUGAACUAUUUGCCAGAUGAUUCAACGUUGUCAUCACCUUUAAUACCAUUGGACGUCAUUUCUGAGAACGGCAUUAGUAAGAAACUGAAUUUUCGUCAAUUGAACGAUGCCUUGAAUUCUGGCCGAAUUCAAUUAUUUCCCAAUGGUCCAAGAACUCCCACUACUGAUCGCAAAGCGAAACAACGUUUCUGGCAUGGGCUAGAGCAGCAGCCUAUGGAAGAGGAAGUUCCAAACCGAGAAAUGAUAAAGCCACGCAGUACAAUCAACUUCAAUGAGAGCAUGAUGGUGUCGCCCGUCGCUCCAGAAAAGUCAGAAGCAAAGCUGGUGGCCGCAGCACAAAAUGCAGAUCCGCCCGUUAAAGCCAAAAACUCACUUAAUGCAAAACGCAAUUACCGUUUCUCACAGGCCGACGAGCUAAUGCUGGACAAUACAAAUUUUCUAGUUAAUGCUAAAAUGGGCGAUGAGACACAUUCACGAAAUAGCUCCAAGUGCUCAUCACGACGUGAAACUACAUACGAUAAUACUGCCAUGGAAUUUGAUGAUCUAGAGAAGCGUGAAGCAGCAGUUAAAGCAGCUCUGGAAGGCGCAAAACACAAACAAACCAUGCAUCAUUUUGAGCCAAUGGAACAAGAUGAUUUUUCAAGCCCUGGCAAGAAUGCAAAGAGCGAUUUGACGAUGCCACCUGUGGUUCAACAAUCCAUCCAAAUAGAUCUGAGUCCUCAGGCAACACUACCAGCACAGCAUCGCAGCAAGCCAAGGUCAACACUGCUCAUGGCUGAACCCAUUGAAGAGGAACAACCUAAAUAUGAAACUGCAGCUUCUAAAAAAGAAUUCAAUGUUCGUAGGCGGCAAACGUUACAUUUGGCGGAACCCAUAGAUCCAGUCCAGGAGUUGCAAUCAAAUGAGCAACAAUACAACAAUCGCCAGCAAACAUUACACGUAGUUGAUUUCAUGGAAGAAGAUUCGUUUGGUUUGAAAGACGAUAUUAAUUCGCAAACUGCUGCUAAUGCUGCUUUAGUGAAACUCAAUUCCAACAAGCAAAGGCAAACAUUACACAUGACUGAGCCAAUUGAGGAAGAGAGCCUAAAGCAUCAACAUGAAUCAAAAUCACAGAUACACGCCUCAACGUCUGUUUUAGAAAAGGAUGUAAGCAGACGUAGACAAUCAAUACAUUUACCCGAACCAAUUGAAGAGGACUCAUUUUGUGCGCCAACCGCUGCCCCAAAGGAAGUGCGUCAGAACAAGAACAGACACACAAUGCACAUGUCUGAGUUCAUUGAAACGGAUUACGGACAGACUCGGACUGCAGAUCCUGAAGGUAUACAGCAGUACACCAGACGUCGACAAACACUGCUCUUGUCUGAAUCCAUUGAAGAAAUUUCAGUUCAGCUCCAAAGAGAAGUACAACUCCAGCCAAAAUCCAAUGCAGUGGACUUUCAGUGCAGCAGGCGUAGACAAACAUUACACAUGGCUGAUCCCAUUGAAGAAGACUCCUACUGCGCAACAUCCAAGGCUGGCGAUCGGCAAAGAGAUCAACUACAGUCGGAUAAGCCAGUUGAUAAAGAUAAUGUAAAACCUCAAGAAGAAAUUAUGGCGCAGUCAGCUCGUAUUCAAGGUGAUCCUCAGUACAAUCGACGAAGGCAAACAGUACUUAUGGCUGAUCCAAUUGAAGACGAUUCAAUGUGUUCCACAUCCACAGCUGCCGAACAGCAAAGGAAUGAACACAAAAAACGUAGACAGACUUUACAUCGUGCUGAUGACAUUGAAGAAGACUCAUUCUACUCAAAAUCCAUAGCUGCCAAGCAGCAUGCCAUUGACGAAUGCAAUCGACGUAGACAAACAUUACUUCAGGAUGAUCCAAUUGAAGAAGACUCAAUCUGCUCAGCAUCCACAGCUCUCAAACAGCAUCAGCCUAGAUUACAAAAUGAAAACUCUGUUAAGGAAGCAGGUUCUAAUUUGGAUUUGCAAUGCUAUAAGCGUAGACAAACAUUACAUGUGGAUGAUCCCAUUGAAGAAGACUCCUUCUGCCUAACAUCCACAUCUGCCAAUCAACAUAAACACAAUUUACAGCGAGAUGCCACAAUCAAAGAAGAUAUCCUAAAAUCUGAACAAAAUAUAAAAGAACAAUCCGCUGCUCCUAAAACUAACUUGGAAUGCAUCCAACGUAGACAAACAUUACAUUUGCCUGAGCCCAUUGAAGAAGAUUCAAUUUGCUCAACAUCCAAUGCUGCCAAACUGCAAUGGGAUGAGUGCAACAGACGUAGGCAAACUUUACAUCAGGCUGAUCCCAUUGUAGAAGACUCAUGCUAUUCAAUAUCCACUGCUGCCAAUUCACAGAGAGUCGCUACAAGUGAGGACAAAAGUUUGAAACCGGAAGAGAAAAAAAAUAUGGCUUCAGAUGGCCGUAGAAAAACAACUAUUCUGGCUGAUCCCAUUGAAGAAGAUUCCUACACUUUAACAUCGCUCUCUGCCAAUCUGCAUAGGCAUACUUUACAAAAAGCAGAGCCAAUUGAGGAGGUUAUUUUAAAAUCUAAAAAAGAAAUAAGACAACAAACUUAUGACUUCAAAGUCAAUAGCCGUAGACAAACAACCCACCUGGCUGAUCCCAUUGAAGAAGACUCCUUUUGCUCAUCAUCCAAUGCUGCCAAUAAGCAACGAAGGAAUGCUGCAAUAGAGCAAGAUAUCUCCAAUCAGGGAAAACAACCGGAUGUUGAUCAAGUUGGUUUGCAGGCCUACCGGCCUAGGCAAACAUUGCAUGUCGUUGAUCCCAUGGAAGAAGACUCUUUCUGUUCCAAGUCAACCGCUGUUUCCAAAGAUAAUCCUUGCAGCAAAGAUAGAAAAACAAUGCUCAUCCCAGAAGCUAUUGACGUGGAUAUGAAUUUCUCUUCCACGCAUUCAGUCGCUCCAGCUAAAAAAGGGAGCAUCAAACAUAGACAAACUUUACUCUUGUCGGAGUCCAUUCAGGAAGAUAAUAAAAGCACCAACUGCAACCAGUUGCCCAACCUGACAUUAAAUCUAAGUGAUGGCAUUGACGAAGUUAUGUCCAAUGCUGACAAGACGACCAAGCAACAAUCGGCUUCUGUAGUCGAUCAAUAUGAUAAUAGGUCGCGUCAAACACAUCUUUUGAAAGACGCCAGUGAAGCAGACGCCAGUUGCGUUCAAUCAAAGACGAAAGCUGAAACUAUGCAACUGGAACGCAAGCCCAGGCACACACAAUACAAAGAGGAAGCAAUGGAUGUGGAAAUGUCAAAUGUAGAGUCCACUGACCAGUGCUACAGCAGGCCCAGGCCCAAGCUAAAGAACGACCUCUUGCGUAAAGCUCUAGACAAAGAAAACGUUUUCAUCAACACAAGGUUGGAAACGCCUGAAAUGAAUAAGAAGCGUCAGAUGUUUGCCCUCACACCAGGUCGAUCAAUGAUUGAGUUUGAAGAUUUGGAGAACGAUUGCAAGAUUAAAACUCCAGCUGCAAAAACUGCUUGCCGGUCCAUAUACCAAGCGAUAGACAUGGAGCUGGAUAUGGACACGUCAAACUAUGUCACGCCCGAGAAGAAAACGUCAUUUAAUGGGAAACGCAUACCAAUACACUUAACACCCAAUUUGCCAGAUCCGAAAAAGCGUAGCAUGCACCGGCAUCUUAACAUUGACCAGGAAAAUACCUCCCAGCCCGAAUCGGAAACAUCAUUACAAAAUGUGGAGCAAGUAGAUCAACCAACACAUAGGUCACGCAUUUCUGCUUUAUGCCAAACCUUGAAAUCUCCUUGUCGCGAAACGGAGCAGCUGGACGGCACCGUGCAGAUGGUAAGAGCACAAAUGAUGCGGCAAACUAGUACCCAUGGAAUGGAAAUUGCACAUUUGAUUGAGCAUAAACGGAAAACAGAUGUGUAUGAAGAUAAUCCUAUUACCAUAUCUGACGUGUCCAGCCAUUUCAAAUCACAGCGAGAACUGGCCAAGGAGACGUCCAUUGAAAGUCGCAGCUCGAAUGAGCGUAGCAAUAAGAGCUAUGCUACGGCCCAUAAGAAGUUCAUAAAUUUAAGUGGUGAUACCAUAAUCUUUACCAAUGCUGAAGAUCUUAACGACAAUUGGGAUACUGAAAUUGACAAGACACGGCUCAGUCUGGUGUCGACCUUGCUGGACGAGGCGGACGACGAGGAAAUGCAAGCAGCAAACAGCAGCCACCUUGACUUGGAGGCUAAUGAGACUUGCCUUGGACAGCCAGCAAUGGCUGGAGCUGAGGAUGCAUGCAAGAAGUGCAAACAUUGCCGGCGAUCGAUGGAUAGGACGAGAGCGCGUAAAAGUGUCGAAGAGACAUUUGAGUUGCCGGCUUGGCCGGACCUGGACGUGCAACUUGAGCGAUUAAAACGUUUGCGACAAAAGCCACGUAUAUCAGAUGUCCACAAAUAUUGGGAGCUUAAGAAACUAGGGCAGAAUUCCGAUGAUGACGAUGAUGAGAAAUCGGAAUCGGAAUGCGAUUCACGUAACACAAGUCGCUUAAACAUACCACAAAUGUUAGAUAUGUUCAACAGCAGGUGGGAAGAAUACAUUCAAAGUUGUCCCAAACCAAAGCCAGUUGAAUCGUUUGCAGAGUGCUUAAAAACCUCAUUGCAGGCCGAGCUGCCCAAUUGGAUAUUUGAUUGUAAUUUGCAAGUCUAUCGUACCUACAUAUUCUCACAUCGUAAAAUUACCACAUUUAAAAUAUAUAUUGAUUUUGAGCCGUUGGAUUUUUUGGAAACUAAAAUACACGUGAGCAGCAUUCAACUUAAGUCCAAAUCCGUAGGACCUACACCGUUGUUGAACGCUUUUGAGCAGCUGAUAGAUUUUCAGCUUAAGCUUAAUCUUCCGCUGAAUCUGGAUCGGUUGUUGGAUGGCAACGAUGUUACAGAUCUUGUUAAAUUUCUAAAGCACAUCGAUGAGGUUUGCUUAAAAAUAUAUAACAUAUGCAGGAAAAUGCAAUUGAUAGUAAUCACAGCACAAGCGCGACUGCUCAGUGAUUCGAAUCGGAUUAUAGUUAGAAAAACUGUACGCAAAUCAAUAAAGAAAGAUGAUGAGGCCUAUGCGCGUACAGAGAGAAACAAUUUUAAAAUUCGAAUAGGCAACGUACAGGAGAUCUCUUUUGAGGACAUUCUGCAGCCGCCGCUGUAUCAUUUUGAUGAGAGGAUUCGAUUUUUACCAAAGGGUAUAGAGUUUUUGGAAGCCUUUCUUCAAAACCCCGAACAAUAUUUGAAGCAAAAUGUUGAAUACAACAAAUAAGGAAUUAAUGCGGAUGCUUUGAUGAGCCAGCAAUAUAACAAAAUAUUAUUAUUAUAUUAUAUAUAUAUUUGUCAUGUUUUUAAUGCAUAAAAA